AAAGUUUUUGGAUCUCUGUAACUUUGUUCUUUCUCCCUCGGCUUUGGCAGUGGUAGACCAAUUGAAGAAGAUGAUUCAGCUCUUUUUUACGGUUAUAUUCUCAGAGAUGGCUUUGAUUAUGAUCCUUUUGUUUAAAACCCCUAUAAGGAAGCUUGUGAUCAUGGGUUUAGAUCGGGUGAAAAGAGGGCGUGGGCCUGUGAUGGUGAAAACUGUUGGAGGAACAGUUUUUGUGGUCUUAUUGUCGAGUGUUUACAGCAUGAUGAAGAUCCAAAAGCGUUCCAUCGAUGCCGGUGCUUCUAAUCCGACUGAUCAAGUUCUCAUGGCUAAGCAUCUUCUCGAAGCAUCGCUUAUGGGAUUCUCCUUGUUCCUGGCUUUGAUGAUAGACAGACUACACCAUUAUAUUAGGGAAUUGCGCUUGAGAAGGAAGGCUAUGGAGGCCGUGAAGAAACAAAGCCGAGGUUUUGAGGAUGAUGGGAAGAAUGGGUCUUCGGAGGAAAUGAAAGCCUUGGAGGUAGAGGUAACCAAGUUGAGAGCAAAGGUUAAACACCUCCAAUCUGAAUGUGAGACAAAGACGGAAGAGGCCAAGGCUGCAGAAGCAAAUGCAAUGGCUUUGAGGAAGCAGUCAGAAGGGUUCCUUCUUGAAUAUGAUCGCUUGUUGGAGGACAACCAAAGCCUUAAGAGCCAGUUGGAAUCAAUUGACCCAAGGUAGUCACAUUCUGAU
Molecule: messenger RNA, 721 nt
Organism: Telopea speciosissima
Lineage: Eukaryota; Viridiplantae; Streptophyta; Magnoliopsida; Proteales; Proteaceae
Product: B-cell receptor-associated protein 31-like
Exons: 2
Coding region: 71-709 (212 amino acids)
Biological process (GO): endoplasmic reticulum to Golgi vesicle-mediated transport; intracellular protein transport
Cellular component (GO): endoplasmic reticulum membrane; endoplasmic reticulum
Source: RefSeq, a predicted model, not a curated record